CACGAGUCUUCCAAAACAAGACAGUGUUCCGUGUUAUGUUGACGAAAUGUUAUAGUUGUUGUGACUGAGUUAUCGCGAUAACUAGACAAAAGUUUUCUUAGAAAGAGACAAGGAUCAUUUUUUUCCAAAAGAAAGUGGACAAGGAGGGUUGGAGAAGAAAAUGAGAACGCUAAAUCGAACGAUUUGCUUCGUUUACGCAGCCGGAGAUGCCAUGAUUUUUUCAUGCUGACCGUGGUCUGAAGGGUUUCGCUUUGUUAAUAAUUUUACUCUUGAUAUCCUGACGAAACCCGCUUAGCUUGUGUACAAGGCUUGGAAACUUUUGAAUUUUAUUUUAUAGUUUGUUUAUUUUACUUCGCUGUUUUAAUUUAUCCAUGGGAAGUUCUACUUCAAAGUUCCGCAAAGCUCUUCAACGUGGUGAAGGAGUCGAGGCUAUGCACAUUUACCUCAAGAACCCUGAAAUUAAAAGAAAUCUUGAUCCGAACUGCAGCUUCGGAGUGAAUCAUGGCCGAAACACUGCACUGCAUUAUGCUGCAAUGCAUGCGAUGAAAGCUUUUAUACGCGAGUUCCUGGAGGAAAAAGCUGACCCGAACAUUACGAACGCGAUAGGGCAAAAUGCCUUGCACUGUGUUAGCUUGAGUUUCCGAGGAGUCGAAUCGUCCGUCGAUAAAGCGCGAGCCGACUGCAUGUCGAUACUUCUAGGAUGGAGUUCAAAUCUUCCGGAGGGAACAGGGCUUGAGAUCGAUGCACGCGAUCAGGUAGGAAAAACAACCUUGUGUUAAAUAAAUGUGUAAAUAUUUCUGCGGAAAUGUAUCUAACCUCUUUCACCACUACCAUUUUACCCAUGAACAAUUUCGUAUCAUAAUCUCUAAAGCAAGUAUGUCUUUUGUUUUUUUUUCUUGCAGUAAUGAAAAGUAAAUGAAAAACCAUUUCUUUCAUAAAAGUACAUUAAUUCUUCAGUUCUGACCUAACAUGUAUUACUAAAAGCUGGCAACGUCUUAAUUACGAGACGCGACACAAUUUUAACAGAUAAACGAAAAUGCCAUGAACCCUUAAUAUUGUGAUUAGCAUUUCUUCCCUGACUGUUUUUUUUAAACCGUUAGAAAACCCGUUAGUUGUUUAGGCUGUUAGAUAAUACGAAAUUUUUAAUCCUAUGCGAAACAGAGUACUUCGAAUUCACUUCCAACUUGUUGUCGUGACAAAUGAAUGGAAACCGAGGCGUACAGGUGUUCUGAAUGAAACUGAAAAAAAAUAAUAAAAUAAGCAAAAGCUUGCUUUUCUUGUAAAGCUGAAAUUUAUUUUCCCCAGAAACAAUCUAUUUUAAGGUACUGGAAACCUUUCUUUUUUUUACUCUUGGUCUUUUGAUAUUAAAAUGUUUUUGAAGACAGCGAAGUAAAGUAAUACAAACCAUUGUGGUUCAUAAGACACUGCUUCCGACUGUUUUUCUCAACGUUUCUAAUUAUGUCAAAAAUAGGAGUGCAUUCAAAGAGCUUAAGGUGGCAAAUUAUGAUGAAUGUGAUAAAUUAUUAAACUGUACGCAAAAAAAAACCUUUUUGUCUUACAAAUGACAUGCAAUUCCAUUAAUAUUCCAAUUGUAAUUUAAAAUAUUGCUAUCACUAUAAUGAAAAAUCAUUUUCAUAAUUUUUUCGUCUUCCCUCAGCAGACAUGCCUUCUAGUCAAACUCAAAUGUAGUUGACAAAAAUCUUAUUAAAAUUUUGUUUUUUGUUAGAGCUGAGGUCAAGGGUUUGAUUAAAUGUUUUAAAUAAUUUGGCACCACAAACUUAUAGGAUGAAAUUUUUAAUUGAAACUUAGAUAUUACAGACAGCUGAUACUGUCUCCCACAUUAAAAUUAUUCAUUUUUAAAAAUUAAAAAUUUAUUUUAGGUUUCACAUAUUACAAAAUAUCCAGAGAUGCAUCGUGUCAAUGCUCUGUACACAUCUGCCCUAACAUCUUCUUUUAAUUGUUUUAGUAUUACACUUAUUCUUAAUAAUUGAUAUAAAUGGACAAUUUGAUUGGUAAUUGCUAAGUGUACUUAACCCUCAAACUCCCAUGAGUGAUCAAGACAGAAUUUCUCCUUACAAUUUAAAUACAAUGUCAAGCAGACAAGUGAUGAGAAUAAAGAAAAAUGUCAAUUGGGAGAUUAUUAGAUGAUCAUGAUCUAAUACCAAAUUCUCAGAACAAACAUAAGAAUUGUGUGGCAGACAGUAAGGAGAAUUUCUAAAGAGAUCUUGAGAGUGAAAGGUUUAAGUAACCAUAUGGACAGGGCAAGGGCUGGCAAAUUGUCACUUUAAUGAAACAGAAGAUUCCUAUACUAAGUCUAAGGGGAUUAUUUUAAAAUUCAAAUCUUGCAAGGUGGAAUGGAUUGCGUUACAAUGUACCUAUAAGAAAUUUUGAAUUCUCUCAUAAAUUCAGGACUUUUUUCCUUUUACAAUGGAAGUCACUCAUUUUUCUUUUUCUUUUCUUGUAUACAUUUUAAUGUAUUUAUUUCCUUAUCAUUUCUGUAUUAUUUCUGAAUUCUGUCUGCAAUAUUGAUUUUUAGCAUAGUUUAACUGGUAAGUUGAUAAGUGAUACCCUUUGACUAACAUCUCCUACCUGCAGGUCAAUUAAAUUUUUAUGAUUAAAAUGAAAAAAAUCAAGUGUUAAGUGUAAGUUUGUAAUGUGACCUUCUCACCCUGAUGAAUGAAUGUUUUAGACUGGAAACACUCCGCUGCACUAUGCUGCAAGCUCAGGACUAUAUCAAUGUGUUCAGGUAUGUACUCUGUCAAAAAAACUUUUAUAAACUAUCUGAGAUACAAAGGGUCCUGACUGGGAAACAACCUAUUGUUUAUUGUACUGGUAAAUGCAUAGAAAAUGGAAACAUCCUGUUUUUUUACAACAGGUUUUAUCAACAUGAUGCUAGUGACAUUGCUGUCACCCUAGCAGUGUACAAGACACAUGCCUUACAUGAACUUUGUGAUGGGCCUCACUCAUUAUGAAGUCUCUGUGGCCAAGUCCCCAAUUCCUAAUGGGGACUUAAAAUUUGUUCUUUGUCCUGUGCCCUCCGAUAUUCUAUUUAAAAAAUCCUGUGUUUUUUUAAGUCUAUUUUAUAAAUUAAAGCAAUAGACCCCUAGCUACUCUCUAUUGGUUUCUUGGUGUUAUAACCCAUAUGAGAUGUUCAGAGAACAAGAGAAAAGUUUAUAAAUCAUGCGCUGGAGGACAGUGAUUUCCACGUUUUUGAUUGGAAAGUGCUAUAUAAAGUGCAGACUAUUGCUUAAAUAAUUUUUGACUUUUGUUGUAAGCCACUUGGUCUUUCACCCCUGGAGUUGAAUAACUCCCAAAAGUCAUCAAAAUUUUACUCAAAUGUAGCUCUUCCGCUGCAAAAAACCGGCAUAUUUUUCCUUUUCCUGAAUAGCAAACUUGGGACUAUUUAGGACACUAAGUUUAAACAACUUCAAGUGUACUCUUAACCCUUUAACUAUAGAAAUCUGAUUGACAAUUCUCCCCUCUAGCUGCUACACAUUUCCAUGAGAAUUUGGUGUUAGAUCAAGAUAAAAACUUUUACCUGAUCAGUUCAUGUAUUCUCAUUAUUUGUUUGUUGGACAGUGUGUGGGUCUUAUAGGGAGAUGUUACAUGUUAAUCACUUCUGGGAGUUAAAGAGUUAAUCUUAAUCUUAUUCUUUUAUUCUUAAGUUGUUGGUUGCUAAUGGAGCAUCACUUUAUGAAGAAAACAAGAAUGGGGAAACUGCAUGUGAUUUUGCCAUCAAAAGAGGGUUUAACUCCAUUGCAGCUUUUCUGGAAUCAAGGAUGGUUUUCUCUGUAAGUACAGUAUAUGUUAUGGUUGAACCCCUAAAAACCCUUAGAGUGACCAGCAUCUAAUUUCUCCAUACAGUAAUACUGCUGAAGCAUUCAUUUAGGUUAUGAGUAUAUAGUUAUUGAUCACCAACCAAGGAAGGUUUGAUUGUUAAGCAAAUUCUCCUUGUCAGUACUAAAGGAGAUGUAUAGAGAAGAGUAUGAAGAAUAUAGAUACUGAUGUUGUGGUAUAAAAGGUUAAAGGAGAAGAUUUCAUGGUUGGAGUAAUAGUUGACUGUGUGAUGUGGUUAACCCUUUAACUCCCAAGAUCUUAUUGUUAAUUCUCCCCUCUAGCUGCUACACACAUCCUUGUAAAUUAGGUAUGAGAAUUUGGUAUAAGAUCAAGAUAACAACUUCUACAGUCGAACCUCGAUUAUCCGGACCCCGAUUAUCCGGACUAUUCGAUUAUCCGGACUUUCUUCUCUGGUCCCAAUUUUCCCAUGAAUAUUAAUUAGUUUUGAUCUUGAAAACUCAAAGUCGCAAAAAGCCCAAUAAUCCUUUCAAAAGACUGUUGAAACAGCGUAUUAUCCUAUGCGCUUUUCAAAAUUCAAAAGUGCGACGAGUCAAAGAAGUAUUCUGAUGCAUUCAGCUGAUAUAUGGUUAGCUCAAUUGUUUUGUUGCCAAGGGAAUUUCAUGCUUGAUUAGUUCCUUCUGCGUGGGUUAUGUAAACACAUGAGCGAUCGAUCGUAAACUCAAAUCAAAAACAUGCCCACGAAGCGAAAGCUUGCCGUUCUAUUGAUUAAAGAUAAGCAGAUAAUUAUUUCACAUUUCUAUCUCAUUAAUAUUCAUAUUUUCGAUUAUCCGGACUCUCGAUUAUCCGGACUAUUUACCGAGGUCCCGAUGAGUCCAGAUAAUCGAGGUUUGACUGUACCUGAUAAUUUUGAAUAUUCUCAUUAGCUGUUUGCUGGAUAAUGUAAGGAUGUUAUAGGGAGAAGUUUCAUGUUGAUCACUUCUGGGAGUUAAAGGGCUAAGGUUUUUAUCAAGGUAUGAAGUAGUGGACAGGGUUGUAGCUAAGAAAUUACAUUGGGCUACUGGCUGAAAUUUUGAAUGUGAUGGCUCACAGAUAGUGUUAGAUUUUUAAGCAUUGUAAGUGCGUAACCUCAGAAUUACUAGCUUUUUCUUCUGGCAAAUUUCACAAAAAGCCUGAGUGGGAGAAAGAAACAUGAGACUGACUGAUAAAACAGCUUGCCUGAGCUGCGUCAAAAAUUAUUCAGAAGUGAUCGUGAUUUUGCAAGAGAAUUAUAGAUAGAAGCUGGAGAAUUCUCCAAUCUCCAAUAUCCAUAAAUGUGCUGGGUGAUUCAACAGAUGAGGGUACACUACCUCCUGUUUCCAUGUUUUUGGAGUCAGUGACAAUUUUCUUAACAAGAAUGUGAGUGGUCUUUUGCUGCUUGCAGGGCACUCCAACAGGUUCAAGGGUACAGAUCUGUGAAUUUGCAGGAGAUUUGAUGUCCAUUGGAUAAUUUUUCAUGCUCUUUACUUUUCUGAAACUUUUCAAUCUUUUUUCUUUAUCAGCAAGAAUCUCCAAGUGCCAAUGCAGUUGAGGAGCCUGUUUUUAUUGACAGAGAUGACCAGGUAUGCAUUGCAUAGAAUUGAAUUUAUUUUAUCCUUCAUGUGCUUAUGCAAUGUCCUCAAAUGCAGAAAAAGUUGUUUGGAAAUAUUUUUUAGAAGUUUUCCUUUAAAAUGGCAAGUACAUGCUACAACCUCAGUUAAGUUUUGUUAAUUUUUUGGUUACUGACAUUAAGGAGGAUUAUUUCAACAAUACAAUAGUUGUAACACUUAAGAAUUAGAUGUACCUUGUGCAGAAAAAAAAUCUUUACACCAUUGAGUCAGUUACUGCAUUGUUCAACUUGAAGACAGAUGCAAAAUAUUGAUUCAGAAAGAUAGAAAACACAGUGAUAAUCCAAGAAACAACAAUUAACUUGUUAACUCCCAAGAUCUGGUUGUUAAUUCUCCCCUCUAGUUGCAACACAUUUCACUGUAACUAAGUUAUGAGAAUUUGGUGUUAGAUCAAGACAGCAACCUGUACCUGAUAAGUUUGAGAAUUCUCAUUAUCUCUUUGCUGGAUAAGGAUUGGAUAUUAUAGGGAGAAUUUAUGUGUUAAUCUCUCCUGAGAGUUAAAGGGUUAAAAUUAAGUAUAGAGAGAAUUGGUGUAAAAAAAAGAUUGUAAGUGAUGAACUUGAAAACUUUAGGCUUGAGUUUUAGAGAUUCACAUUUAAAUUUAUUUUGAUAUUUGAGUGAACAUAACCUCACAUAUUGAAGGGCUAUGUUUAGAGGGUAUUAAAAUUUAGAACCAGGAUGUAAUGAUGCAGUAUUAAGUGACAUUACCAUGUUAAAUCACUGUACAAAUUGGCUUGUUUUCUGAAUGCUAGAAGCAAUACAGAGGUCUUUGUGCUCAAGAUCUUCAAGAAGCAAAGGAUCAGAUGCUUGUAGAGACAGCAGAUAUGCUCAGGGUAAGCUUAAUGUCCACUUAAUUUUCAGAAUGCUUAUACACUUUUUAUUUCACUUUUAAAUUUUUCAGAUUGGUCACAAUGGCCAGUCAGAGUAAUCAUAAGGGAUUGUAAGCAAACCAUGAUGGUGACGGCAAUGAGGAUGUGGCAAAAUAAAAUAUAAAAUGGGCAGCACUAUAGCACAGCAUGUGUAUUUUAAACCUUUGUACACAUCUGAGCUGUCUUCCUACAAAACAGCAUUAUGAAAUGACCAAAAUUUGUGUGGUAUUAGAACAAAACCCUGAUGGCAAAUGAUCCAAGUUUCCAUUUGGAACUCAAUGCUGCUCCUACAUUUGUUUUUAUAUAUUUUGAUUUGUAAAUCUUAUACAUGUGUUUGUGUCAUAGGUUCCAUUAUUUACUGCUGAAGGUCUACUUCGGAAUCACGGUUAGUCACCUCAAACAUAUUUACAAUAAAAUUCGUUGAAGAAGUAACUUGAUAUGAUACUGUACUUUUAAUUAAUAAUUGUAAAUUAGUUUUCAUCACACUUCAUUUUUCAUGGAAUUUUGCUCCGUGGGGGUAAGUCAACAAGCAAUACUUAAUAAUUGGUUUGUAAUAGUUACCCAACUGUCUUGUUACUACAGAGUGGUCUAAAGAAUCUCUGAUUGAAGCAUGGAUGGAAGAUCCUGUUGCAGCUUGUGAGAAAGCUGGAGUUACUCUCCCAGAAAGUGAGUUUUUAACUGUUCACACAGUAUUAUUCUUAAGUUUCUUGUUCCUUUUGUUUUGUUUUGUUUUUUUACCUUCAUGUUGUUUUUGUUUUUAAGUUCCAAACUAAAAAUUGAGAAAGUCAGUUAGGAAGUCUGAACAGAUUUGAUUUCUUUCACUCAUGGUUGAAGAAUUUUGACCAAAUGUCAAUGCUAAAUUGUUAAAUUUGUGAAAUUACUAAGAAAGUUGGAAAACAGUUAGAUGUUUUGAACAGGCAAAAAAAUUCCCUCAGAAAUGUGCCUCUACAACUUGUACGUAAUGUCUUACUUCACUUACUGUUCUGCUAUUUGGCACAAUUGUACUGACUGAUAAUUUUUUGUGAUUUUCUUAUACUUUUCUUGGCAUAUUAGCAUGCACUGCCAAGGGCCUAAUCAGCCUCAUCAACCUGAGUUGAAGUAAAGUUACUUACUAACUUACUUAACCCUUUAACUCCUAAGAUCUGAUUGUUAAUUCUCCCCUCUAGCUGCCUUACUUUUCCUUGUAAACUAGUUAUGAGAAUUUAGAGUUAGAUCAAGACAUUCUAUUGGACAAUUUUGAUUAUUCUCCUUAACUGUUUAUUGAUAAUGUAUGGAUGCUUUAGGGAGAAAUUACUUGUUAAUCACUUCUGGGAGUUAAAAGGUUAAAUGUAUCUUAACUUAAUGAAAUUUCUUGAUUUCUUCCAUUGCAAUAUCCUUAAAACUAACAGUUUUCUAUAUUUUCAUCCACUAGAUCACACCACAGGCAAUGUAGAACUUGAAGAGAAAACUAAACUCGCAAUAAAAAGCAACUAUGGGGCAUCUGUAAGUAUUUGGUUAAAAAAAGCUUUGUCACUCCAAGUGGUAAAUGACAUGAAAACUUAUUGGAAAGCAAUUGAUUACUAUACACUUCAUUAUUUAUAUUGAUAUUCUUCAUACUGUUCCCUCAACAUUUCCUUUAGGGCUGAUAAGGAGAAUUUUUUUUUUUUGUAAUUGGGAGGUUCAUGAAUUUCUGAAGAUUUUCUUUAGAUUUAUGACCUUUUUAUUAUUUGACAGUUUGACAGGGGUGGGGAGGGUGAUAAUGUAAGGAGAAAUAAGAAGCCAAUCACUCUCAAGUGUAAGGGUGAAAUGGUGUGACAAUUACACUAGGUAGCUGGUAGCUGUUGACAAGCCUUCCUAUGGUUUUGGUAUAUCUUUUAACAUCUUGGUCCUCAUCUAUUUUAAUUGCAGGAAGUUUGUUCUAUCUGUGAAGAUCAAAUAGUGUAUGAAGAUGUUCCUCUGUCUCUUUCUUGUAACCAUGAGUUCUGUCGUUCUUGCUGGGAAAGGUAAAUUUAGGAACCUUUUAUAUUGAGUAUUAAACAAUUAUUUACCUAAGCGGGGAUAAAUAUCCACCACUUGCAGUUGCGCUGAGGUUAAUAAUUGUUUUUAGUGUAUACUACACAGAAACCAAAAGAUCAUUUUAUUUCUGUCACUACUCUGAAAAUGGUCAGAAGUUAAACUCCAGGCCCUGGUUGUUCAAAGACUUAUUCACUGAAUAAGACAUUAAGUGGACACUUAUUCACUGGAUAGCAAUUUAUUCACUGGAUAGCAAUUUAAUCACUGGAUAGCAAUUUAUUCACUGGAUAGCAAUUUAUUCAUUGGAUAGCAAUUUAUUCAUUGGAUAGCAAUUUAUUCACUGGAUAGCAAUUUAUUCACUGGAUAGCAAUUUAUUCACUGAAUAGUAAUUUAUUCACUGGAUAGCAAUUUAUUCAUUGGAUAGCGUUAUCCAUCCUUUAUACAACUGGGCCCUCAUGCACAAUUUUGUCUCUUUGGCUGGUGUAAGGUGAAUAGCACUUGCUAAUCACUACCAAACUGGCCAAUCAUUGAAUGCAAAUGGCAUUAUUUACUUAUUAUGUGGUAUAUACUUACUGAUGAUGUUGUUGUAUUGGGUAAAGGGCUAAGCAAUUAGUGCCAGACUCUUGGUCUAGAGGUCUGGGUCCUAGUCAUGGCUGGGUCAUGUGACAUGUUCUUGGGCAAGACAACUCACUCUUAAAGAGUAUGUCUAUGUUUACAAGGACAGAGGGGCACUAAAGAACUCUUCGAAAUCCUGCAAAAUGCCAGGGGUUAGCUGCCACAACCCAAUGUCCUAUCCAGUAAGAGUAGUCAUACUCCUAAUGGUUUUGUGGGAUCUGCGGAUGAGAAAAAUUUGACUAUGGGCUGUGUGGCCUGUAAGACUCUAUUGUAUGUUGUUACCUGUUGGUUGCAAGGUGAGUGUCUGACUGGAUUCUCAAUUAUGGAGGCAGCAUGGCCCAGUGGCAUGUGUGCUGGACUUGUAAUCUAGUGGUCCUGGGCCCAAGUCCUCCACCUUGCCAUUCACUGGAUUUGUUCUUGGUCACUGCACUGUGCUGUGUAAAUAGCCGAUAGGUCUGCCCUCUGCCAGUUCGGAAUUUUCAAGUGCUUUAUGUUUAUUUCAGUCAUUGUAAAACACUAUUGGAUAGCAAUAGAAAUAGCACUUUAUAAAUAAAGUAUUGUUUUUUAGUUAAUAUUAAUUCAUUGUCACUCUCUGAUCCAUGUUUACUCAGUUACCUGAAUGUGAAGAUCAAAGAAGGCAAGGCUCAUAACAUACAGUGUCCUGCAUUUGAUUGCAGUGCUCUUGUCCCUGUGGUAAGUAAGCUUUAAACACUUAACACCUUGAGACUCUCUGAAAAUGAAUAAAGAAGCAUCUUACAUGGAUAAAGACACUUCCUGAGCAAAUUUUCUCUAGAUUUAUAUCCUAGAAGCUCAAAGUUAAUGGUAGCUAUAAAAUUUUCCACUCCAAAUAUUAUGACUGUUUCACUCCAAUAAUUAUUAGCUUACCUUAUAUGGUAAUGCAUUUUGCUAAUGGUUGCAGAGCUCAAAGUGCUCCAAGUGUAUAUAAAAAACUAAGAUUAAUAAUGAUGAUAUUGUUUAGCAUUUAGAAUGGCAAUGAAUUUUAUAUUCAAUAUGCAGUACACAGUCACUAUAAGUAUUAUUAUUUGUGUCUACUUUAGACACUGCUUCUUCAACAAAUGCCUUCUCCAUCUCGUUGUUAACUCAUCUGGUCUAUGUUCAAUGUUUUUUUUUUUUUCCAGGAAACUAUUGAAAGUCUUGUAUCAAGAGAAAUGGCAAGAAGAUAUCUUCAGUUUGAUAUAAAGGUAAGGACUUUACAAACUGGCCAGUCAUCUUAAAGGGAUCCUUGGCAACCAUACCCCUGUUUUUGAUUACUGAUAUAGGAAAGCAUGAAAAUCCUCUGAUGACGAAUGACACAAAUUAGUUAAAAAUGUGAGUCAAAACAAAGCAAUGAUGAGGUUAAAAGGCAAAUGCAAUGAUGAAAAUUAAAAUAGAAGAUAAGAUGGACAGCUGAAGAUUUAGAACCACUGGUAAUAAAGUCCAAACAUUCUGGCUAUAAAUAAGGUAGAGUCCUGGUAAAGCAGGUGUUUCCAUAAAAGGUUGGUAUCAUUGUUAGUCUUCUUCCUGUAAAACCUCUCACUGCUGUCUGUUUAGCCUGCAAGCAGGCUCAAGAUUGUGUUAGGGUUUUACCCAACCACCCCUUUUCUGGGAACACCCGAUUAUGGAAAAAGUUAUUUAAACCACUGGGUAAAGGCACUUAGUUCAUCAGAUUGUAGUCACAAAGUACUCAUGGUAAGGAAGGUGUCACUUAAAUUCAUGGUGGAUGUUAAGAAAGAGUUGAUUGUAUGUUACAAAGUUUUCCACUUACGCAAGUGUUUGUAAGGAAAAAGCCUUAUCUUCUUACAAAUAUUUUUCAGGCUUUUGUAGAGAGUAAUCCCACUUUGAAAUGGUGUCCGUCACCUGGAUGUGGCCGAGCAGUGAGGCUGCCAUCGAACAUGCUACCCUCACUGAAUGUUUCUGUAGAAGCAAGCUCUUUAGGGGAGACAGAGCCAAUGACUGUAGAUUGUGGCAGUGGUCAUUUCUUUUGUUGGUGAGUACACAGUAGGUAGAUCAUAGUAAGCAGAGGUGAUUGGUUCAUAAUGCCAACAGAUUUCUUGGUUAUUGGGUUUUAUUAGUUGUUUUGGACCUCACAAUGCACAACUUUUAAACACACGGUUUGCAUGCGACAGGUUUCACUGUCAGAAAUUAUAAUUUUUGUCAGCACUGCAUACACACUAAAAUGAUGAAGAGGGUUGUGUGCCAAAGUUUUUAAAAUUUCUUUUUUGUCAUAGAUUGGGCAAAUUUAAUGUGCAUUGCAUUAAUUACACUUCAAAUGUCAAUAUUACUGUACAUCUGAUCCACAGGCAUUGUUUAAAGGAAGCUCAUCUGCCCUGUACAUGUGAACUUUGGAGUAGAUGGAUGGAAAAAAUAGCUGAAAUGUUACCAAAGAUUCCUACAACAGAAGGUUGUUAAAAUUUGAUUCAAAUUUUAUUUGUAUGGGUAACAAAUUUUAUUUUCCUGUACAUGGUAGAUCCAGUAGCUUAUUUUAUAGUAUGCUAUUGGUAAGGUUACGUCCGUACUGAAGAAUAUUGGCCCACCCAAGCAGAACUUAUCCUGGUUUCCAAGUAACAUGAAGCAACUAGGAGUAUUACCACUCCCCCCUGAUGGUCAGUGCUCUGAACUCCGGGUUGAGAGGUCCUGGGCCGAGAGGUCUGGCACAUUGACCUCGCCGGGUCAAUGUGUGCUCUUGGACAAGACACUACUCUCAUUGCACUGGCCGUCAGGCCUCUGCAUCUCAUACCUUAGCCUAUGGCUGGUUACCACCACCCAUCCACCUACACACCCACAACCCAACCCCCCCCCCUCGCAUUUUGUUAAGUUUACCUGAAUCCACCCAAGUGAAUAAAUACGUACUGGUGAACUGCUGACGUGUUAUAUUAUAUAUAUUACAUUGUAUAUAUUUUAUAUAUUGUGAUACCCCACCGACGCAGCACCACAGUUUCUGUAGAAACUUACGUCCCCCUCCUCCGCCUUAAUACCAAAAGGAUUACCGGUCUUCUAAGUUUUUAUUUUCAAAGUCUUGUUGAAGGUUUGAAAAUCAAAAGCUCUAAAUCUUCCUCUCUUUUGACAGACAUUUCUGAGUGUCCUGAAACAGAAGCAGUCGCCAACACUCUUUGGCUCGUGACAAACUCGAAAUCCUGCCCCAACUGCAAGUAAGUGGUCGAUCUAUACAAGACAUAUAUGUGUGCGUUACGUUUUGCAUAACUGAGUACCUGGUUUGUGUUUCAUGCAAUCAUGCCUGUAAUCCAUCCUACAACAACACUAAAAGAACGUGUUAAUGGUAUAAAAACUGUAAGAUCUACCAAUUAUGCCAAGGUCCAACGUCACUACUUGCGUAUCUGAAAAAGUUCUUCAUUAUCAAGCAGUCUUAGAGAUCCAGUGUAUAGAAAUAGGAUACGCUUCCUCUCUUACUAUGUUGCCUUGGCUCUCUGCCAAAAAAUUAAAAAUUGAGUCAGUAACUUUUUGUUUAGAGGAAUUUUCAAUUAAGUGUCGAGAGAAAUCUGGGAUUAUUUUGAUUUUGCUAUACUUCGCUCAAUGAUUGGUUCAGAAAACUCGCGCCUCUCUCUUAACCAAUCAGAUGCAAAACUUUAACCAAUCACGACUUGGUCGCCCGCUUUUUCCCGCGCUUUAAGCAGUUUGUUUGUUUUUGCUGUGAGUUCUCAUUGGUUCUUAAAGGUAUUUUUCUUUUUUUUGAUUGGCCGUUGUGAUUACUUUGGUCUUGGUUUUACGACACUCGCCAUAGGUGAAGUGUUAACGCAAUAGAACAUACAGCUUAUUACUGAUCUGUUAUAGUAAAUAAAUUGACUUAACCCUCAAAGAAACUCUUAAAAUCUUUUUUUUCAAAACUAGAAAGACAAAAACCGAGAGGUUGUACAUAUUACAUAUUACGGAAAAAUAUUAGCGAUUGGUAGGAUUAGAUUUGAUGGAAAAGCUUGAUCGACCGUCUCACAUUCUACACAGUACCACAAAAGCGCGUUGAAAUUAAGAAUUUGUAACGAUUGUCAAUGUUUCUCGAAUGAAUCUAAUGGGAGAUUUUACUCCUCAGAUCACCCAUUCAGAAAAAUGAGGGAUGCAACCACAUGAAGUGUACAAAGGUGUUUAUAAAGCUUAUUUACUUGUUAUGAGUUUUAGAAGGAACGGCACGAAAGAUACACACUUGUGCAGUUGUAAAACUUCUUUGUAAUACUUGCGGUUCUCGUUUGUACAAUACUUCGUAAAACAAAAAAUAUAUAUAUCAAAGAGUGACUUACCACGUGUUAAUUUUGUUGAGUGUAUGCCUGCACAUGAAGAAGUCCCGUAAUGAAAUUCUACAGACAUUUAUUAUCAUUAUCUUUUUAAUGUUUCUUUUACAGUGUAAACACGAGUUCUGCUGGGUUUGUCUUGAACAGUGGAAAAAACACAGUUCUGCUACAGGAGGAUAUUUUAGGUUGGUGGAACUGAGUUGAAAAUUGUCAUGAAUAUUUGUCCUUUGUGACUAAAAUACUAUUAGUAAGGAGAGAUUUCAUAGAGCUGCGCACAAAUUUUUGUUACGUACGCGUUCACAGCCUUUGUUAUAUUUGGACUGAGUGGAGUCCAAUUCGGUUUGUAAUCAUACGAAUGAUAAGAAAAUUGGAAGACUGUGAAGCGGGAAUGUUAUUCACGAGUAUGAUUAUAGACAGAGUUGGACGACACGAAGUCCUGUUACCAAUUACUCAUAACUAAUACAAUUUCCAAAAAAAAAAUUCAUCUAGGACAAAUGUCUGCACAGGAGACAAUAUCUAAAGUUGAAAAUUCCUACAUUUGGAAAUUUACCAGUGUUUCUUAGGAUGAUUGGUUGUUGCUAUGGUUAUUGUGAUCAAUUCUGUGAUUGGUGGAUUUAGCUGAGUGGACUAAGUACGAUUGGCUGCUUCAAUUGUCCAAUUACAGGUGUCCAAUUACAGCCAACUAUCCUAUUACCUGGUCCGAUUACAACUCUGCAAAAUAAUUAGUGAAAAAGGAAAUAGUUAGUGCACCAACCACAUGUAAGGAAAUUGUAAUGGCUAUGAUUAAAUCUCUUUUUCCAGGUGUAAUCGAUUUGAGAUUGUUCAAAAAGUUGAAUCAGAGUCAGCCAAGAUAGUAACAGAGGUAAGGUGAAGCCUGUUUACGAAACUGACUCGAUUAGCUGCUUGAAUUCCAUCAAAUGAAGCGAUUGAAAGUGUUUCUGCUCCCCUUGGCUGGUAUGCCGGUCCGAUGCAGUUAACCACCACACCCCCAUGUCAGUAUUUUGUCCGGCUUCCUUAACGGUUUACCAAUACUCAUUUCUACUCCUGGGUGAAGAGCAGCUUUUGUGAGCGUGAAGUGUCUCACUCAGGAACAAGGCACAAAGCAUGAAGCACUAGGACCCCCCUUGGAAUUGAAAAUGUUAGCAUCACUGGGUGAAGGUCAAACUACCAGCAUGAUGGUUUUAAACCUUUGACCCCUAAGAGUGACCAAUUUCUCCUAACAGCAUUACCCCUGAAUGAAACAUUUUAGUCACGAGAAUAAAGGAAAUGAUCAUCAACUUAAGUAGCUCUUGAUUGUUAUACAAAUUCUCCUUGUUAGCGUCUUAAGGAAAUGUAUAAAGAACAGUAUGGAGAAUAUGCAUUCUGAUGUUAGGGUGUAAAGGGUUAAAAGAAACUCAGUGCUAUUAAUAGCUCUGACCGAUUGAAAGUUGAAAAGGACUCUAAUGAGGGGAAAGUCGUUUUCAAGUGUACUUUAUGGAAUUUUAUGUGCGUUUUUAAUGCUCGAUAUUUUUUUUCCGAAUUUUUUUUUACCAGAUUAACACAAAGAAUGACGAAAUCACGCAGUUAAAUUGUUUUCUACAUUAUUACUCGCGCUUUAAGAACCAUGAAAAUAGUUACAAGGUAAGAACAUAAGAUUUUUAAAGAGAAAGUAGGAAGUUAUCUUAACAGAUGAUUGGAACGUUCGGUAUUGUGGGCAGUAGAAGGGAGAAAUGCGUUUUUCUUGCGAUUACUUACAAAAGGAGAAGCACACAGUGCAAAUUGUCUUUGCUGAUGAGGAAUAAUGAUCCAUAAAGUAAAGUUUGAUCAAAAUUAUUUUUUUAUCUUUAAUAGUUUGAAGAACCUUUAUUAAGUACAGCUAAGGAUAAAAUGUCUGCACUGGCUGUUGCUGCCAUGGAAACAGGUAAGUUCUCCCUUUUACUAUCAGCUAUACGACCGAUAUCACUAAAACGGAUUUUUUUCCUUUAUAUCUGAGUGUGAGUCUAUACUGUGUACUGAACAAUUGUUUCUGUGUUCAGCUGCAACUUCAGUGGAAAAUGCUGACACAUCAUUCAUCGAAGACGCCGUUCACGGACUACUUAAUUCAAGAAGAGUUCUCCGAGCCUCAUAUGCCUAUGGCUUCUUUCUCACUGGUAACAAAGACAAGAGAGUAAUCUUUGAAUCAAUGCAGGCGAGUGUUAAAGCAAUUUUUAACUGCGUGUGUAAAGUAAUCCGGGAUGUACAUUGCUCUCUGAUUGGUUCAGAAAACUCGCGCCACUCUAUCAACCAAUCAAAUGCAAAAUUAAAACAAAUUGUCACUUGUUCACCCGCGUUUUCCCGCGCUUCAGCAGUUUGUUUGUUCAGUUUAUUUUCCAUAGCCGUUAUUCCCCAUUUUUUUUGAUUUGAUGUAGGUUUAUCAAACUAAAUUAAAAAUCGCUCUUAACACUAACAGUUGCACCAUCUAUGUUUCCUCUCCAGACCGAAGUUGAAGAAGCAACAGAGACACUAUCACAGAUGGUAGCCCGACCUUACUUGAGGACACCGCGGGCUCAGAUCAUCCAAACCACACAGCUGUUACACCGGAAGCGAGAUGACUUCCUGUUAGCUCUGUCACGUGGUCUUAUACCGGAUGACGACGAACUUCCGGAACCUAACAGCCUCAUGCCAAGGUAAGUGUUGUUAGUAAUGUUAUUUCAAAGUUCUGUUUCGAAACUUUUGCUUCUAAGGAUUCCCUUUCUAAAUAGCUUUUUCAUUUUAUAGCAGGUUCCUCUCUUCAUCCAGAGGAAGUCAAGAUAGCGAGGUACCAUUGAAAUUCUAUAAAUGACCGUAUAGUGUUAUCAUGUAUCAGUAGCUCGCGAUACACAGUUGAAUAUCUUCCCAUUCAUUGAAAGACCGGUUGGUUCCUCUUUAACGGCAUUCUAUCUCAGAUCCAACUGUUGUGGAGCCAGCCUGGUCGGGAUUUUUGUGUUUAACCCUUUAACCCUUAAGAGUGACUAGCAUAUAAUUUCUCCAUACGAUAUCAACACUGAAUCACACAUUGAUGUCAUGAGAAUAAAGCAAAUGAUCACCAACUGAAGAAUCUCUUGAUUGUUAGACAAAUUCUCCUUGUCAGCACCUUAGUAAAUGUACUAAAAACAGUAUGGAGAAUAUGAAUACUGAUGUUAGGGUUUAAAGGGUUAAAAGCUCCCAUGCAAGACAAGCAACACUCUCAGUGUCUCCAAGUAGUAGCAUCGAAUCGUCAGUUAUCAUAUGUUGUAGCCUGGUAUUUGUCCGUGUCUGAGCAGAACCACAGCAGCCUGAAGCUGCCAAGUUCCCAACUCCCUAGCAGAUCGAAUAUUCAUACUACAAUCGAAAAAUUAAUUUUUUGUGUUUUGUAGUCUGACGAAGAUGAAGACAAUUAUGACGAAGUUCGCAGCGCAAUUGAACAUUCCAUUAUCAAGGAACGUUUGACUCGGCUGGCAGAGUUUGGAUCUACUGAUUCAUGCCCACUUAGUGAAGAUGUCUUUGAAGAACAAGCCGCUGCCAAGGAAAAAGUAACCUGUGAGGCGAUUCACAAGAGAUUUAACCUUUCCUCUUGUUACUUGUGCAAAUAUGGAAAAACGAAAGAAAAAGGGGCGGGAAGGAGAAGAAGUAUGUAACAAAGUGAUAUUAUUUAUGCAUCAUAGCUCUGAACGACAAAGUUCUUAAUAGCAAAGCCCUUCUUGUGGAAAUAUAGAGAAGUGAAAGAAAAAUGGUUGGAAGGAAAGAUAUCUAUGUAGCGAAAUGGUUCUUGUUCAUGUAUCAUAGCUCGAGACAAGUAAAGAUAAACUUGGCACUACAUUUGCUAGCCUGCGUGAAGGCCUGGUUUUUAUAUUUAGCGCUGAAAGACGUGCGUUUCUCCGCCCCGGGAACUUUAGAGACGAGUCGGGUAGAGGUUUAUCGGGAGUCUGGCACUAAAAGUCAGUGCCAGACCCCUUGCAGUCCUCUUCUCAAGGCCUCAUACUUUCCUGCGGCGAAAAGACACUCGUGCCCAAGCUAUAAUGAUCAGGGCCCGCUCACAGGCUAUGAAGGUGCAAAAGAUGGAAAACGCAAAAGAAAAGGGGGCGGAUAACCAAGGUCAUUUGUUACAAGUCUGUACGAUAAAGCCCUUAACACUGAAAGUUAUGUUAAAAAAAAAUUUUAAAAGAAAAAAUAGCAACAAAAUAAUGGUGGAAUCUUUUUGUUAAGGGCGCCAGCGACGAAGCAAACCAGCGGAGACUGAAGACGAAAUAGAUGUUGAUGUGAUGCGAGCGAUACAUUUGUCACUGAUGCAACGUAGUACACAAACCAAUCAGAGAAGCCGACAAUCAAGCUCAUCCAGCAGUUCGACCAGCUCUUACAGAGACCAAGCACAUGGGGUGCAGGCGCCCCAGGACAUGUCUUACCUCUCUGCCGUGGAUGGGGCUUCUCUUCAGAAAGCUAUAGAGCUGUCACUUAGAGAUUCUGCUGUUGGAGGAGGUAAUAUUCGGUUGUUUUUAUUAGUAAAGCUUAAAACACAAGGGUGUCAUUUUUUAAGUAAAAAGUGAACCGGGUAUCACGUGAAAGUACUCCUUGAAAGCAAGGGUCAAGGUUCCAUGAACUUACACACCCUGUACAGCAAAAUAAACAGUACCAUUUGAAAGUACUGCUCAUUAGCUUUUAUAUGAACGGUCACAUGCCAGGGUUUUAUCCACAGACUGGAAAUUUAGAACCACUUUGUACAGCGUGGUUAACAGAACUUCUUGAAAGUGCUGCUCCGUAGCCAUCACUUUAAUGGCCAUAGACUAACAAAUCAGAACCACGUUAUACAGCACCACGAACAGUACCACUGAAAAUACUGCCCCGUAGCUUUCACUUUUGAUAGUCGCAUACCGGUGUUUCAUCUACAGACCAGCAGUGAGAACCACUUUGUACAGCACAAUGAAUAGUGCUGAAUGGUCAAACACAAGGGUUUAUCAACCAACUUAAAAGUUAGAACUUGACCAUCUUUUACAUCAUAAUAAACGAUAUUCAAUGAUUAUUACACAUAUGCAUGUUUAACAGCAAAUACUGCACAAACAGCCAAACAAUUGUUUUUUUUAAAGACACACAUAACUUUUCUGUAGAUUUGCUUUUGCUGAAAAGUGAUAGACAUGUGUUUUAUAUUUUCAGAACUGUCCUCUUCUCCCGAUGAUGACCUUAAACAAGCCAUCAAACUAUCUCUGCAGGACAGUGGUCUUCCCCAGGAGGGAACUGAUGGCAUUGGACACGCAGACAGUUCACCACAACACCCACAAACGAAAGAACAAGAGGACGCUGACAGUGAUAUUGAAUUCGAUAUUUGUCUUUAA
Molecule: messenger RNA, 18458 nt
Organism: Pocillopora meandrina
Lineage: Eukaryota; Metazoa; Cnidaria; Anthozoa; Scleractinia; Pocilloporidae
Source: the annotation of a GenBank genome assembly